AUGACUAUGGUUUUUUUAAAGAUUGUGACACUUAUCCAAUUGGCAUUAAACUACUCACCUGGAAAGAAGAGAGAGAUUGCUAGUGGGGUGUUUAGAAUAGUGGUUAUACCUCAAAGAGUGACCUUCAGUGCACCCACCACAACCUACAGCUGA
Entrophospora sp. SA101 is the source of this 153-nucleotide messenger RNA. Lineage: Eukaryota; Fungi; Glomeromycota; Glomeromycetes; Entrophosporales; Entrophosporaceae. The record is from the annotation of a GenBank genome assembly.